Molecule: messenger RNA, 2061 nt
Organism: Juglans regia (Persian walnut)
Lineage: Eukaryota; Viridiplantae; Streptophyta; Magnoliopsida; Fagales; Juglandaceae
Exons: 1
Coding region: 1-2061 (686 amino acids)
Biological process (GO): proteolysis
Molecular function (GO): aspartic-type endopeptidase activity
Source: RefSeq, a predicted model, not a curated record
AUGGCCGAAAAUACCAGAUCUAAGCACCAGCAACAGGAGCAACUUCAGCUUCAAGUUAAGCACCAACAACAAGAAAUCCUGGAAUUAAAAUCAGAUGUCAGUAAUGUGCAAACUGAUGUGAGUACGGUGAAAGUAGAUGUAAAGGAAAUCAAAGACAUGUUACGUACACUUUUUGCCCAGCAACAGAUCCAACCACCACCACCCCCUCCACCCUUCAACCAUGAAAUUCCUCCCGAAAAUGAACAUGCAGACCCGAGAAGAUUCAAUCCUAGGGGGGUCAGACUUGACUUCCCUCAUUUUCAAGGUGUUAACUUGGCAGCAUGGCUUUUCAAGGUCAAUCAUUACUUUGAAUUCCAUCAAACACCCCUACCACAGUGGUUGUUGAUGGCAUCGUACCACAUGGAAGGUGAUGCUCUCGUGUGGUUCCAAAAUGCAGCAGAUGGGGGCUUAUGCAGGGAUUGUGAUACUUUUUCUAGAUCAUUACUACUUCGUUUUGGUGCAACAGCUUAUGACGACCCGAUGGAAGCGUUGACACGACUCAAGCAAACCAGCUCUGUUGCUAGUUAUAUGGCGCAGUUCGAAACAUUAUCUAAUCGCUUUAGAGGCCUCUCGGACCUCCAUAAGCUGAGUUGUUUCCUCAGCGGCCUGAAAGAUGAACUCCGCAUACCAGUAAGGAUGCUGAAUCCAGUGAAUUUAAGCGCAGCGUAUGGCUUGGCAAAAAUGCAAGAAGAGUAUCACAGUAGUUCUCGAAAGUACAGCAAAUCGACGGAGGAAAGGACCAUGCCAAUGGCAGGGGGUAAUUCUGGCCAGCGUGCUUAUUCCAAUGAUAAUUACAAUAAAUGGAAGAAACCAAUGAGUUUUACUAAGCCAGUGACAUCCAUUCAUAUGGAUGAGAAAAGAAAAAAAGGCCUAUGUUUCCAUUGCGAUGAGAAAUGGAAUCCCACACAUACUUGCAAAAAUCCUCGAAUUUAUUUCUUACAAGUGGAUGAAGAAGGAGGAGAGAUGGAGGAAGAGGAACCUUAUGAAAAAAAGGAAGAGCAUAACCCUUUAGAGUUAGCAACCAGCGACAACGCUGAACUUGAGAUCUCUUUGGCUGCUAUAGCUGGUACUCCUACCGUGAGAACUAUGAGGUUGAUUGGAAGUAUCAAUGGGGAGCAAGUGGUGAUCUUGCUAGACUCGGGCAGCUCACACAAUUUUAUUGAUUCAACAGUGGCCUCCAAGUCGAAGCUGCCAGUGGAUUACCUAGUCAACUUGAAGGUGCGAGUAGCUAACGGGGAAGGCCUAAACAGUGAAGGGCUGUGUAGAUCAGUCAAGCUAAAGGUGCAAGGUAAUUUGUUUCAGCUUCCUUUUCAUUUAUUAGACCUAGCUAGUUGUGAUAUUGUUUUAGAAGUCCAGUGGGUAGAAACCUUGGGCCCUAUUACUUGGGAUUUUUCUAAGCUAUUGAUGAACUUCUGGUUGGAUGGAAAGGCAAUUGAGUUGAAAGGGCUGAAAUUAAACCCUUCAGUGGUAGAGGAGAGUGAAAAAGUUUGCAAAGCCACUAUGGUAAAAGGGAAGGGAAUUUUCUUACAAAUUAUGUGUGUUGGGGAAGUGAACCAAGAACAUGGGAAGCUGGCUGAACCAUUUCUAGCAUUGUUAGAAGACCUUAAGGAGGUGUUUGAGGAACCUCAAGGACUACCCCCACCCCGUUCCCAUGACCAUCACAUAGUGCUCAAGGAGGGCACUCAACCCAUCACAAAUUGGCCAUAUCGCUACCCGUAUUACCGGAAAACAGAAAUUGAAAAAAUGGUGGCUGAGUUGUUGAGUUCGGGAGUGAUUAGACCUAGUUCUAGUCCCUUUUCUGCCCCUGUUUUGCUGGUUCGUAAGGCCGAUGGCAAUUGGCGGCUUUGCGUGGAUUAUAGGGCACUUAAUAAGGAAACGGUAAAGGCAAAGUUUCCAAUUCCAGUGAUAGAUGAGUUGCUGGAUGAACUCUUUGGAGCGGUGAUCUUUUCUAAACUCGACCUACGGUCGGGCUAUCACCAAGUAAGGGUGGUGCCUAGUGACAUUCCCAAGACGGCGUUCUGA